AUGUUGCUCCGUCUCCGAGGGCCGGAUGGCAUGAAGCGCAUCAACAUCGAUCAGAAUGCUACUUUUGGAGAUCUGGGGCGCCUGCUUAUGCUAGAGUUGCCCCCCACCGUGAUCCCCGAAUCCAUUACCAUGUCGAACUCACCUACCGGAGGCGAGAAGAAGCGCAUUGCUGAAAUCGCCAAGUUCAAGGUUAGCCAAAUCGGGCUUGGCCAUGGUGACUUGAUCUUCAUUUCCUACGAGCAUAACGAUGCUGCUACGAAUGGUCACUCGAAUGGGGAAGCCACAUUGACCCAGGCCUCGACGAAUCGACUGAACGGGAAGCCCAUCCUACCGACAGAAGACGUUCCGAUUAACCCGCCACCGUUGAAGUCCCCUACUCUUGUCAAGAACCCAUGGGAGUCAGUGAAACAGUCGGAGUUGGACAACAGUUUAGACAGAAAGGAUGGCAAGAUCGCUCGAGGCCGUGACAACCGCAUGUGCAAACAUGGUCCCAAGGGCAUGUGCGACUACUGUACGCCCAUGGACCCCUUCAACACCCAGUACCUCGCCGACAAGAAGAUCAAGUACCUGUCGUUCCACUCUCACAUGAGGAAAAUCAACUCGGCAACAAAUAAGCCAGAGCUGGGGAGCUCCUUCAUUCCGCCCUUGAAAGAGCCGUAUUUCAGAGUCAAGCGCGAUUGUCCGUCUGGACACCCUCAGUGGCCCGAGGGCAUCUGCACCAAGUGCCAGCCGAGCGCAAUCAUUCUGCAGCCCCAAACCUUCCGUAUGGUCGACCACGUUGAGUUCGCCUCCUUCGAGAUCGUCAACAGUUUCAUCGACGCAUGGCGUAAAACAGGAGCUCAGCGGUUAGGACUGCUGUACGGUCAUUAUGAAGAGUACACCGAAGUACCUCUGGGUGUCAAGGCAGUUGUCGAAGCUAUAUAUGAGCCGCCGCAGGUCGACGAGAGCGAUGGUGUGUCAUUGAACCCAUUCGAAACCGAGGCGGCAGUCACCGGAGUGGCCAAACUGUGUGGUCUGGAACCAGUUGGAUCCAUCUUUACCGAUCUACUCGACUCCGGAGUUGGUGAUGGGUCUGUCAUCUGCAAAAGACAUGCCGACUCGUACUUCCUGUCAUCGUUGGAGGUGUGCUACGCCGCUCGAUUACAAGCUCAACAUCCCAAACCUAGCAAGUGGAGUGAGACGGGUCAAUUCGGCUCUAACUUUGUCACCUGCAUCAUCUCGGGUGAUGAGACGGGGAAAAUCGCCAUCUCGUCAUACCAGGUGUCCAACGAGGCGGUCGAAAUGGUGCGAGCCAACGUCGUCGAGCCCUCUGCCGACCCUUCUGUCAUGCUCGUCCAGGAAGAAGAGGAGGAUGACGGCUCCAAGAGUCGCACGCGAUACAUCCCCGAGGUGUUCUUCCGCAAGAUUAACGAAUACGGCGCCAACGUACAGGAAAACGCAAAGCCGGCUUUCCCCGUUGAGUAUCUCUUCGUCACAUUGACUCACGGCUUUCCCGCAGAGCCCAACCCUAUAUUCAACACACCCAAGUUCCCUAUUGAAAAUCGCGAGGUUAUCGGUGAAAGCCAACAGCCAAGUGCGGUGGCAACGGCACUCGACUUUAAUGGCGGAAACAAGAACAUGUCGCUUUCUGACUUCCACUUUCUCUGUUACGUCCACAACAUGGGAGUGUUGUCCAAGGCGGAAGAAGCGCUGCUCUGCCGCGUAGCAACCAAGCACGAUCUCGCUGACACAUACCAACUCUUUGAAAUGCCUGGGUGGCAGACCCUGAUUGCCAUUCUGCAAUCGACUGGUGAGAAACUCCCCAAUAACAGCAGCAGUCGGAAGCGACUCCGUCGGCCCAGUGGAGACGGGGCCCCCAACGGCGCUGCUGCCCCAGCACUAAAUAAUUUGUCCACUGGAAGACGCCCCAAUACCAGUGAACCAGACGCUAAGCGUUUUGCUGCCCUUAGGCUGAGCGGCGAGCGAGCAGAUGGGUCAGCACGACCGCGCCGCCUACCAGCGCGUCAGGCUGAGCGGGGCGAACAAUGA
This is a messenger RNA of Pseudomassariella vexata, 2028 nucleotides long. Its product is annotated as NPL4 family protein. Gene Ontology annotation, biological process: ubiquitin-dependent protein catabolic process. Gene Ontology annotation, cellular component: nucleus. Lineage: Eukaryota; Fungi; Ascomycota; Sordariomycetes; Amphisphaeriales; Pseudomassariaceae. Gene Ontology annotation, molecular function: ubiquitin binding; ubiquitin protein ligase binding. The transcript has 3 exons. The record is from RefSeq and is a predicted model, not a curated record. Bases 1 to 2028 code for a protein of 675 amino acids.